GGUGGGCGGGGCCGCAGGCGAUUGGGUUCACACGCUGGGGACACCUGCUGAUGGUCCCGGGCAUCCCGGCUGCUGGGGAAGUGAGACUGGAGGACUGAAAAGUCAGGGCCAGACCUCGGAAGGCUGAGGCAGGAGGAUCGCUGUAAAUUCGAGGCCAGCCUGGGCAAUUUAGACUCUGUCUCAAAUUUUGAAAAAGUUGUCUCUCGGGUAGAGCGAUUGCCUAGCCGAGCCCGAAGCCCUGGAUUCCAUCCGCGGCACGGCCAAAUAGAAAUUAAAAGUGGCGGAAAGCCUGGGGAUGUAGCUUAGUUGUAAAGUGAGCUUUUGCCUCGCUUGUGCAAAGCCCCGAGGGCAAUCCCCAAGGCCUCAAAAAAUGACCAAAAAUUUGUUUUGUUUUGUUUUUCUAAACAGGAUUUUUAUAUGCAGCCCUGGCUGUCCUAGAACUCACUCACUCAGACCAGGCUGAUCUCAAACUCGAAGAUCUGCCUGCCUCUACCUCCCGAGCGCUGGGAUUAAAGGCGUGCGCCACCACUGCCCGGCUUUUAAAAAAAGAAAAGUCUUAUGUGGGAAAGCUAAUCCAACGCUGUUCGUGGCGGAUUGUUGAUGGUUAACAAUACACAGACAAGUACUCGAUAAUAGGAAAUUUUUUGUUUCUUGAGACUGUGUCUUUAUGUAGCCUUGGCUGUCCUGGAACUCACAGAGAGCCACCAGCCUCGCCUUCCCAGUGCCAAUCGUUGCCAAACAAUCUAAGGAGUCAGGAGAUAACUUCCAUUUUAAGGCUCAGGAAGAUGGUUUGCCCAUGUCAUCACAUCCCUUAUCAGACCUAGCGGUAGGGCUCCAGUCUUGUUUACCAAGAAGCCUAGAGUGUGCGGAGCCGGCUCAGUAGAACAAAACUUGCACGCGGCCAGCUCCACCUCCCUAUGAAGCCCCGCCCCAUCCAUGGGGCAAGGCGAGGAGGGGUUUCCAUGGUGACCGCAAACAAGACCCCACCUGGAGGGGCCGCUACAGAGUUGGCACCCCUGCUGCCACCAUGAUACCCCCCGCAGACUCUCUGCUCAAAUAUGACACCCCGGUAUUGGUGAGCCGGAACACCGAAAAACGGAGCCCCAAGGCUCGGCCCCUGAAAGUCAGCCUCCAGCAGCCUGGACCCUCGGGUCCAGUCCCACAGCCACCCAAGGCCAAGCUACCCUCGACUUCCUGUGUCCCAGAUCCUGCAAAACAGGCAGAAGAAAUCUUGAAUGCCAUCUUGCCUCCAAGGGAAUGGGUGGAAGACACACAGCUAUGGAUCCAGCAGGUGUCCAGCACACCCAGCACCAGAAUGGAUGUGGUGCAUUUGCAGGAGCAGCUGGACCUGAAGCUUCAGCAGAGACAGGCCAGGGAGACAGGCAUCUGCCCUGUGCGCAGGGAACUCUACUCUCAGUGUUUCGAUGAGCUGAUCCGGGAGGUCACCAUCAACUGUGCAGAGAGGGGGCUGCUGCUGCUGCGGGUCCGGGAUGAGAUCCGCAUGACCAUCGCCGCCUACCAGACUCUGUAUGAGAGCAGCGUGGCAUUUGGCAUGAGGAAGGCACUGCAGGCCGAACAGGGGAAGUCAGACAUGGAGAGGAAAAUUGCAGACUUGGAGACAGAGAAGAGAGAUUUGGAGAGGCAAGUGAAUGAACAGAAGGCGAAAUGCGAGGCCACUGAGAAGCGGGAGAGCGAAAGGCGGCAGGUGGAGGAGAAGAAACACAAUGAGGAGAUCCAGUUCCUGAAGCGGACCAAUCAGCAGCUGAAGGCCCAACUGGAAGGCAUUAUCGCACCAAAGAAGUGAUAAUUUCCAUAUGGGUCUCAGCAGGCACUCCGCCCCACCGUAGGCCC
This is a messenger RNA of Peromyscus eremicus (cactus mouse), 1851 nucleotides long. It is a transcript of the gene Dnali1, whose product is annotated as dynein axonemal light intermediate chain 1. The transcript has 6 exons. The record is from RefSeq and is a predicted model, not a curated record. NCBI's taxonomy places the organism in Eukaryota, Metazoa, Chordata, Mammalia, Rodentia, Cricetidae. The coding region runs from base 1028 to 1804 and encodes 258 amino acids. Gene Ontology annotation, molecular function: dynein heavy chain binding. Gene Ontology annotation, cellular component: axoneme; filopodium.